AGUCGGUUCUCAGUUGGUAUUGAAAUCUCAAGCUGGCAAGGCGAACAAGCUAAGCUUUAGUCGGUUACCGAAGCAAGCACAGAAAAACAAUGUUAUCACCGGCCCUAAUCCUCUGGCUAAUCGCUGGACUACAUGUGUUCAGCUCCGUAGAAGGCGAUCCCCUCAUAGAAGUGUUUCGAUGGAAGCAGAUGGACUACUACAACCGCGGAGAUGGUCAGGGCUAUGGCCAUGGUCACAGGCCCGAUAGGCCCAGCAUCUCAGGUCCUAUAGCUUUCCCUGGCAGAUAUUCGCGUGCCAAGCGUGAAAGUUUAACGUCCCGCGACACCCCACUCUCCAUAAACAGUCGUGUGGGUAGCGAUGACAGCAAUGCCCCCUACAUUCCGUACAACAAUGUCCCCAUGGGGGUCACCCACUUCCGGGGCCGGCUGUUCGUUACGAUGCCCCGCAGACGUGUGGGAAUCCCGUCUACCUUGAACUACAUUGACCUGUCGCGGGACGGUCGGGAUCAGAGUCCCAAGCUGCUGGCGUAUCCCAAUUUCGCCCUGAAUCAGUUUAACAACAGUGCCGAGAACCUGGUCUCCGUCUACAGGACCAGCGUAGAUGCCUGUCAACGGCUCUGGUUCAUCGAUACAGGAAUGCUGGAGUACCCAAAUAAUCGCCAGCAGAUUCGGCGGCCCAGCAUCUGGGUGGUGGACUUGGCCACUGAUCGGGUGUUGAAACGCUUCCCGAUUCCGGAGAACAUUGCGGAGACAGGUCGCGGCCUGGCCAGUAUCACCGUGGAUGUACAAGCCAGGAACUGUGACGACGCUUACGCCUACAUUCCGGAUUUGGUCUACCGACGUCUUGGGGUUUAUCACCUGGCCGACGAUCGUAUUUGGGCCUUUGAACACAACUACUUCAACUUUGAUCCGCUGGCCGGGGAUCUGAAUAUUGGAGGUCAGACUUUCCGCUGGGACGAUGGAAUCUUCUCAACAACCCUGGGACCACAUCAACCGGAUGGCAGUAGGAGCGUAUUCUUCCAUCCCAUGGCUAGCACGUACGAGUUUGUGGUGUCCAACAAGGUGCUGCAGCAGGAGUCCAAUGCAGCCCGCUCCGAUCACGGCAACGAUUUCCGCGUCUUGGGCUCCCGGGGCCCAGCUACCCAGUCCACGAUGCACGAGUAUGAUCCAAAGACUGGGGUGAUAUUCUUCGCCGAGAUCCAAAAGAACGGUGUGGGCUGCUGGAAAAGCAGCCAGCCCUUCACAGUAGAAAACCACGGAACAGUAGACUCGAAUGCCAGGGACAUGAUCUACCCGAGUGACCUAUCGAUCGACGAUGAGGGCACCAUUUGGGUCAUGAGCAACUCCAUGCCCAUCUUUAUAUAUUCAACGCUGGACACGAAUGUGUACAAUUUCAGGAUCUGGAAGCAGAGCACCAGGUUGGCCAAGAGAGGAACAGUUUGUGAGUGAUCUUUGAGUGGAAUUGCUUUAAUGAAUGUUUCGCAAGAUCGUUACAUUGGGAAUAAUAAUAUGUGUAUCGAAAUUACUCACUGAAACUUAUACAUAAAAUAAAUCAAAAAGCAUUUACAAAUGUA
Molecule: messenger RNA, 1573 nt
Organism: Drosophila ananassae
Lineage: Eukaryota; Metazoa; Arthropoda; Insecta; Diptera; Drosophilidae
Product: L-dopachrome tautomerase yellow-f2
Exons: 4
Coding region: 90-1448 (452 amino acids)
Cellular component (GO): extracellular region
Source: RefSeq, a predicted model, not a curated record